Messenger RNA from Polyodon spathula (Mississippi paddlefish), 4062 nucleotides. RefSeq names its product solute carrier organic anion transporter family, member 2B1 (gene slco2b1). The coding region runs from base 271 to 2277 and encodes 668 amino acids. Gene Ontology annotation, molecular function: bile acid transmembrane transporter activity; protein binding. Gene Ontology annotation, cellular component: membrane. The record is from RefSeq and is a predicted model, not a curated record. NCBI's taxonomy places the organism in Eukaryota, Metazoa, Chordata, Actinopteri, Acipenseriformes, Polyodontidae. Gene Ontology annotation, biological process: sodium-independent organic anion transport; transmembrane transport; bile acid and bile salt transport. The transcript is spliced from 14 exons.
CUGAUGCUGUCCUUUAAGUCUUUCUUAUUUACUAUUAAACAUCCAGGUCCUUAUUGGAUAAUUGUUCCAUUAAGGUGGAUCAUGUGUUCGCCAUCCCACAUUCCAGCAUUGUUUGUCUGUGUCUGUUCUUUCUGGCUAUGUUUAAUCAAAGCCUUCAUGUUAUGGCACAGUGUGUGGGUUCAAAGUGCAGCGGUAAAGUAAAUAGUACACUAAGUGCUCAGUGCAUUCCCUUUUGUUCUGGACAGAUAAAUUAAAGGCCAAGAAGACACAAUGACUGCUGCAAGUGCCCUAAUGGAGAGUUCUGGUGAGGGAAAUACCAGAAGAAGAUGCAGCAAGAACCCAUUUUACAGUAUAAAGUUUUUUUUGUUCUGUCAUGGGCUGCUUCAGCUUGCUCAGCUACUGGUCUCUGGAUAUCUCAAAAGCUCCAUUUCAACUAUUGAGAAAAGAUAUGGACUUUCCAGUCAAACUUCAGGGAUGCUGACUUCUUUUAAUGAGGUUGGCAACACUGUACUGAUAGUGUUUGUCAGUUUCUUUGGCAGCAGAGUACAUAGACCUCGCUUCAUUGGAAUAGGAGCACUGAUUGCCAGCUUGGCUGGAUUCCUGAUGGCCUCAGCACACUUAAUAACUAGCCCCUAUGAAUAUGAUCACUCUCUUGCAAAUCAUCAGGAUAACAACACUGAUAUUUGCCAGUUGAGUCCCUUGAUCGCACAGUUCAGUACAAUGCCAUCGAAAGGCAAUGACCAUGAGCACAAGAGCAUCCUGGCCCUCAUGUUUAUCGGUCAGCUCCUGUUAGGAAUUGGUGGAGUGCCUAUCCAACCGUUUGGAAUCUCCUACAUUGAUGACUAUGCCAGUGAAAGGAAUUCUCCACUGUAUAUUGGUAUGUUGUUUGCCAUAACCACCACUGGACCAGCUCUGGCAUUUAUGAUGGGAUCUGCCAUGUUGCGCUUCUAUGUAGAUAUAGACAAGGUUUCUCAUGAUAGGAUUGAUAUAACUACUAGUGAUCCGCGUUGGGUGGGAGCUUGGUGGCUUGGUUUCCUAGUUUCUGCCAGUUUUCUUGCAGUUACUUGCAUUCCUUAUUUCUUCUUCCCAAGAGAGAUGCCAAAAGAGGGCAGUGAAUUGAGAACAUCUGAAAAUAAAACAAAGAAAGGACUAAUAAAAGAAGGGAAAACUAAGGCCGAUUCACUAAAAGACCUCACUCUGUUGGAAUUCAUCAAAAGUUUCCCUAAAAUUUUGCUGAGGACCUUGAGAAGCCCCAUUUUUCUGCUGGUGGUGUUGGCUGAAGUUAAUUUGUCUGCCAUGGUUGCUGGACUAGCUACAUUCAUGGCCAAGUUUCUGGAAAGGCAAUUUACUGUCACAGCAUCUUUUGCAAACUUAUUGAUUGGAGGCGUAAAUAUCCCCGUAGCUGUUUUGGGAAUUGUCACUGGUGGUGCAAUCAUGAAGAGGCUGCACAUGUCACUAAAGCGCUCAGCUUUGAUGAGUACAGUUUCACUUUUUAUCUGCGUUUUGUUGGCCACCCCUCUGCUCUUCAUUGGAUGCUCCACGCAGAAAGUUGCUGGAGUCAAUACUGAAUAUUUAAAUGGAUAUCUUGAUAAUAAGACACCAGAAUGCAUCAGUAAUUGUUCUUGCCGGACGGAGGCUUUCAAUCCUGUGUGUGGUUCAGAUGGAGUUGAGUAUAGAUCUCCAUGUCAUGCUGGCUGUAGAAACGUUACUCUUGAAACUAUGGGGAAGACCAAGGAACCAAAAGUCUUGACCUACACAGACUGCAGUUGCAUCUCUACAGAUCCUUCCAAAGCCAUUGCUACUCCAAGCCAAUGUGGCAGCAGCUGCUCCCACCUUCUUUUACCCUUUAUGGUGUUAUCAGCCUUGGCAGGCUUCGUUGCGUCUUUCUCACACACUCCAUCCUUUAUGAUGAUAUUACGGUCAGUCCCAAGAGAAGACAAAUCCCUAGCACUGGGAAUUCAGUUCAUGAUGCUGAGAGUUCUUGCUUGGAUGCCAGGGCCGGUUCUGUUUGGCAGUGCUAUUGACACGGCAUGUAUUUCAUGGGAGACCAAAUUUAGCAAGAGGGCUUCCUGCAGAUAUUAUGACAAUGAUCUUUUCAGACAAAGAUACCUCGGCCUGCAGCUCCUGUUUGAAUGUGGUGCCUUCUUUUGUUUUCUGAUGGUUUUCAUAAUCCUGUCAAAGUUGAAGAAAGAACGAGUGGGGAAGAAGAAUCCUGAAAUCUGUAAAGUCACUGAGCAGCUGGUUUUGGACAAAUCCAGUAACUCCUCGGUGUGUUGAAAUCUUACAGCAGAAAACAGUUGGAAUUUAAGAAUGAUUUAAUUUCUCUGAAGCUAACCAGCCCCCAGAAAAGUUAAUGAAAAAUAGUUUUGGAUGGCUGUGUCUCAUGUUGAACUAUUGGAUAAUUGUGUCUGAACCCUGACUUGCAACCCUAAAGAAUUGCCUGUGAGCAAGGAAAUUUAAAAAGGCAUUUGGGAAGAGCGUGAGAAGAAAUGAAUUGGCUUGUUUAUAAACUGCAGUUCCAAGGUCGUAUUUCUAUGCUUCGCUGUUAUGUUUAAAAAUAACUAAAAACUGGUAAAGCAGUAGCUUUGGCACCAUAUUCAAGUGCAAUGCUUUUUGAGGUUCAAAUGCAUUAAAAAACCUGCUUCCUAUUUGAUACGGGUCAGGUAAUUACCUGACAGGAACAGGAUAAGCAAACAUGGUGUUUAUUCCAGUUUGAACUCCUGUUUUUUGAAAGGAGAAAUGUAAUUUUUUUCUACAGCCUUACUUAUAUAAAGUAUAGUGGAAUUAAUAGAAGCUUUGGCAUUUUUAUUUUAAUCCAAAUCAUGACUGCUCUUGAUUCAGCAAUCUAGAUACAAUCUAGAUACAGCGUAUACCUGUCUUUGCCUGGUGUGUAGCUCUAAUGGGAUGCUCUCUGCAUGGCAGACGUUUCUGAAAUAAAAUGUUGCUGGUAAUUUUCUUCCACAACUACAUCAGCAGUGCUUCAAUAAGACUGGGGAAUGAGAAGGAUAUAUCAACAGAUACUGUACAUGUCUAUGCACAGAUGAAAGUUAAAUAUGAAUGAACUAUAAUUAAGCACACCUAAAAGUCGUGUACAUUUUUAUAAGUAGAUUUAUUGCAGUUUAUUUGCUUUUUAUACACUGUGAUAUAAAUUAACUCUUUAUUACUGUUGCACAUGGCUUUAUGUUUUAUGAUGACAUUGAUUUAAUGGGCAAUUGUCUGGUCAAAUGGUGUGUACCAGGACCUCAUCAUUUGGCGAUAAAGCAAGAUCUUUUUUUUUUUUCUUCAAAAUAGCAAGAUGGAGUUAUUGAUUAGCAUCAGGCCAGUGUCACUACAUGCUGCUAAUGCUGUGAAAUAUGUUAAUCUGAGCAUUUAAGGGCACAAUCUAUCAAGACAUGCUGACCCUGGUGAAGAUAUCGUAUCUAUGCAGCAUUAAAGUUGAAUUUUAUAUGCUUUAAGAUACCUGGGUUUCAAAACAAUUUGUUUCAACUGACGUGUAACAGAAUCCAGGUUCUCAUUUAUAUAAUCUGAAGUUGACAAUCACUUCCAUAUAUAUAUUCCUUUUCAUUGAUCUUAUUGAUAUAGUCUUAGAGUUGAUCGUCGUCUCUAUUAGUAGAUGCCUGAUACAGUGGUCCCUACAAGCUAUGACGUUUGGUGGUUGUGCUAGCCAGGUUUCAUUACUUAUGGUUAAUAGUCUUUCUGCAGCAUGAAGUGAUUUAUAACUGUCACAUAAUUUCAAAACUAUUUUCAUUUAAGUGCUUUUCCAUGUAUCUCUCAGCCUUACAAUGUUCAGCUUAGUGGGUAAACGUUGUACUUUAUUAAGGAUAUAUGCUGUACAAUGUUUUACAAAUAUAUUUGAAUGCUUUCAAAUUUAAGUAAAUUCCCCUUAGGGAAUUAAACCAGGGCACAGCACAUUUUUAACAUCUGAAACGUUUUUGGGAUGUCUUUGUUCAAUUCUGUGAUGGUUCUUAUCAAGUUAGGUAACCAACAAAGAUUUUAGAACAAAAGCUACACCUGCCUUUUAUAGCUUUUUACUUUCUUUUUGUUUCUAGUCAUUAUGACUAG